AUGGAUGCGCUGACGACGUUCGGCUCGCAUAGGCUCGUACACAUCGAUCUGAAAGGAGCACCACCUCGAGUCAGCUAUUUCGAAAAGCUAUUUCCAUUAUUGAGAUCAUGGGGAGCCACGGGCCUGCUGCUAGAGUGGGAAGAUACAUUUCCGUACAACAGAGAGCUCACCCAGAUUGGCAGCAACGCCCUGAGAAACCUGUCAAAUGGAUACUCUGUUCAGGAGGCACGUCAAAUUUUACAGAUAGCUGGGGACUCUGGCCUUACUGUCAUGCCCCUUGUUCAGACAUUUGGUCACAUGGAGUUUGUUUUGAAACACGAUGAGUGGAAAAACCUGAGGGAAGUGCCUUCUUUCCCCAGCUCUAUGUGUCCUUCAAAUCCAAGAUCUCAGCCUCUGGUCAAGGCUCUGAUUAGGCAAAUAGUAACGUUUCACCCGGAUAUUCAGUAUUUGCACAUUGGCGCGGAUGAAGUGUGGCAUUUAGGCUUGUGUCCAGUGUGUAUCAAGAGGGCAAGUGCCAGUAAACACGGGAAAGCCUCUCUGUUUCUAGAAUACGUUCUGUCGAUAGCACAAUUCAUCAAAGAAACUUAUCCAUUCCUCAAAAUUGUCAUGUGGGAUGAUAUGCUUAGGCCGAUGAGUAUACAGGUUUUAAAUGAACACUACAUUGGAAAAUAUGUAGAGCCGAUGAUCUGGCACUACAAUCCUCGAGAAAAUUUUUCCCUACCUCCAGAUAUUUGGGACAAAUACGGCUCGAUAUUUCCGCACAUAUGGGGCGCGACAGCCUACAAAGGAGCCACUGGCUCAUGUCAACACAUUCCCACUAUAAGGCACCACAUAAGCAAUCAUGAACGAUGGCUAGAGGAGUUGAGCGUAAACGUUGGCAAAAUCAACGAAUUUCGAGGAAUCGCCUUCACGGGAUGGUCAAGGUACGAUCAUUAUGCCACAAUGUGCGAGCUUUUGCCUACGGGAAUACCAUCGCUAGCUCUGUGUAUGAAAGUUUGGCUGUAUGGUUACACCGAACAGACGCACAAUCAAGUCGCAAAGAGUCUGGGCUACAUCGAACAUCCGUUGUACGUGACUCCGCAGCCGAGACCUAUUCCCAUACCGAACAAUUUGCUGUUCCCCGGCUGGCAGAUCGCCGUGGGCAUCGAGUGGUUUUUAAAUUACAAGACGAAAUUUCAUGGUCUUGUCUACAGCGAACAAAUACUCACGUGGAUGAACAAAUGGCAGGUGUCAAACAAUUACACCAACCCGAUGCAACUGGAAAGCUUGAUCCCGGCAUUUACCGACAUGUUAAUGGAACUCUCGGCUCUCGAGAAUUACAUGCGCGUGCAAAUGGAAAUGGUAUUUUAUACCUCGAUGCUUGACGAGUGGAUGGGAUCGAACGUCCAGCCGAUGGAACAAGAACUGACGAGGCUCAAGCAAACAGCCGAGAACCAAAUUAAAAUCAACAGCAGUAUAUAGGACUCGUAUUGAAAUUGUACCUGCGCCUGUAACGCGUGUACACUGUAAAUAAAUUAUCUGUUUAGCGUGUAGAUUAAAAGUACAAGUAACACCGAUGAUAAAAAUAUCGUCGUUAGUCUUGAUGAUACAUGACUGAGGAAAAAAAAAAAAUUAAAUUUAGAGGCUUAUUAGAUCUGUGUCAAUAAGUGUGAAA
This is a messenger RNA of Copidosoma floridanum, 1654 nucleotides long. RefSeq names its product hexosaminidase D. Gene Ontology annotation, molecular function: hexosaminidase activity. Gene Ontology annotation, biological process: carbohydrate metabolic process. The record is from RefSeq and is a predicted model, not a curated record. NCBI's taxonomy places the organism in Eukaryota, Metazoa, Arthropoda, Insecta, Hymenoptera, Encyrtidae.